AUGCAGCCUCCCACUGCUACGUAUUGUACGCCCGAGGGCGACUCACACGCGUUUACCGUGGUACCCGACGCCCCGCGCUACCGGACAACAGAUGGCACCACAUCUGGUCCGUCUGCGUACGUGCUACAAGCUGGCCAGAUCGACCGCGACCGCCCGAGCCCCCCCAAGCUCGAUGCACAGGGCGAGCCCACAGCCCUAUCCCGGCUACGCAUGCACCUGACCGGCCUCCAGGACGACAUUAAUUCGUUCCUGACUGCCGAGAUGCAGCGCGCGAAGAACAAGAAGCAGAAGAUUGACGACACACAGGAGCAGCGGGCCACGGGGGGCUCCACAGCAGCGUGA
This is a messenger RNA of Eremothecium gossypii ATCC 10895, 342 nucleotides long. It is a transcript of the gene GON7, whose product is annotated as chromatin DNA-binding EKC/KEOPS complex subunit GON7. The transcript has a single exon. The coding region runs from base 1 to 342 and encodes 113 amino acids. Lineage: Eukaryota; Fungi; Ascomycota; Saccharomycetes; Saccharomycetales; Saccharomycetaceae. The record is from RefSeq and is marked provisional.